Messenger RNA from Hypomesus transpacificus, 2846 nucleotides. RefSeq names its product BTB/POZ domain-containing protein 10-like. Gene Ontology annotation, molecular function: protein binding. Gene Ontology annotation, cellular component: cytoplasm. The transcript has 9 exons. The coding region runs from base 434 to 1849 and encodes 471 amino acids. The record is from RefSeq and is a predicted model, not a curated record. Lineage: Eukaryota; Metazoa; Chordata; Actinopteri; Osmeriformes; Osmeridae. Gene Ontology annotation, biological process: positive regulation of phosphorylation.
CAGACCCAACUUUUUGUCGGCGGGAAUAAAUUGGGCUGGCAGCCAGGCUAACUUUACUCAUUAACGAUGUCAAAUUGUACAUAAGUAAUCUGAGAACUGUCUAUUGGGGAGGUGAUUGGCUGAAUGGAUUUUGUAGCCCUCCCUGGUUUCCAUGGUAGCGUGGUGUGGACUGUCUCGCGAUAUGCCCCAUGCGGAGUCGGCUGCAGUCACACCAAAACAAGAGAUCAGUUUUUACAGACUAACACACUGGCUUCACUUCAGUACUUGAUAUGGAUAAUGUGUAAUAUGAUUAUAGAUAUUCAGGUAUCUAGGUAGAUAGGUGUAUUCUCAAUACAUUUUUUAACAUGGCGAGUUGGACAAGCAGUCGGAAUGUAAAUGCAGCGGGUGAAGCACGCUGACAACCGACUCCUGUUCAUACCUGUAUUCAUCCGGGAUGGCUGAAUGUCCACAUUUAGAUGACAACUCGAGCGACGGUGACAACUGGGAACGUAAACUCAACAGCAGCUUAAGUCCCCAGCCCGCCGUGCCCCAGGUGGAGUUUGAGCUGGCGGCCAUGAGCCUGCACGGAGCGAGCGGCGCCGGCCUGGACCGCUCCCGGGACCGCCGGCGCUCCAGCGACCGCUCCCGCGACUCUUCCCACGACAGGGCAGAGGGUCAGCUGACGCCCUGCAUCCGCAACGUCACCUCCCCCACCCGCCAGCACCACUCUGACCGUGACAGAGAGGGGGGCUCCUCCUCCAGGCCCUCCAGCCCUCGCCCCCCCAAGCCGCCUCUCGGCACCCCAGGAGGAAGCCUGGCUCUGGGCAGCAUGGGCCGGUGCUCCUCCCUGGGCCACCCACUGUGCUCCGACAUGAUCUACGUGUACGACCUGAUCCGGGAGGGGCCGGGGCUGCGUGGCGUGCGCGCCGCCGAGAGGGUCACCCUCAUCGUAGACAACACGCGCUUCGUGGUCGACCCAGCCAUCUUCACCGCUCAGCCCAACACCAUGCUGGGGAGGAUGUUUGGUUCAGGGCGGGAGUACAACUUCACAAGACCCAACGAGAAGGGAGAGUUUGAGGUGGCAGAAGGGAUCAGUUCCACUGUGUUCAGGGCCAUCCUGGAUUACUACAAGUCGGGGAUAAUCCGCUGUCCCGAUGGCGUCUCCAUCCCGGAGCUGAGGGAUGCGUGUGACUACCUCUGCAUCUCCUUCAACUACAGCACCAUCAAGUGUAGAGACCUGAGUGCCCUGAUGCACGAGCUGUCUAACGACGGCGCGCGGCGGCAGUUUGAGUUCUACCUGGAGGAGAUGGUGCUGCCCCUGAUGGUGGCCAGCGCCCAGAGCGGAGAGCGGGAGUGUCACGUGGUGGUGCUGACGGACGACGACGUGGUGGACUGGGACGAGGAGUACCCACCGCAGAUGGGAGAGGAGUACUCACAGAUUAUAUACAGCACAAAACUGUACAGAUUCUUCAAGUACAUUGAGAACAGAGAUGUAGCCAAGUCCGUGUUGAAGGACAGAGGCCUGAAGAAAAUCAGACUGGGCAUUGAAGGUUACCCCACCUACAAAGAGAAGGUGAAGAAGCGCCCUGGGGGUCGCCCGGAGGUCAUCUACAACUACGUCCAGCGGCCCUUCAUCAGGAUGUCCUGGGAGAAGGAGGAGGGCAAGAGCCGCCACGUGGACUUCCAAUGCGUGAAGAGCAAGUCCAUCACCAACCUGGCGGCGGCGGCCGCAGACAUCCCCCAGGACCAGCUGGUGAUGCUGCAGCCGCCCAACCCCCAGGUGGACGAGCUGGACAUCCAGCCCCAGGCCCAGCCCCCCAGCUACCACUACGAGCCCCCAGACUCUGACUCUCCCUCGCCAGCCGUAUGAGGAGCGGACCCCGACCUCAGACCCCUGAACUUACUGCCUGCCUCUCAAACACCACUUCCAUUUGCUGGAUCAGCUGCCACUAUGAAGUACUCCUUUCCUCCUCCUCCUCUCUUUUCUCCUCUCCUCUUCCCCAGUCGUCCUCUCCUCUCCUCCACUGUUGGCAGCAGGAACCACUUCUGCCUUGUUGCUGAUCUUCUGCAGCCUUCCAGAGCCUCAGACAGGAAAAGACUGACAGUCCGACACAUCGGGUCAAACAACAGCCGCGGAACGGAGAGGCGCACAGUAAAGCCACUCCUCCACAUGCGAGGUUUUUCUUUUUUUUACCGACCGAAGGAGAUUUUGUAUUUUUUAUCUGUAUUGUUUUUACUGCACAGAAAAGUAGAUUUUAUUAAAAGGAAUAUAGUUAGUAAGGAUGUGAGUUAGGGUAUGUUCCUGUGUUCUAGGUAGAGCUCCCCACCACGUCCUUAGGGCUCCUCACACGGCACAGGUCACAUGUUUAGGAAGACCACCCCAGCGAAGAGGAAGCACCACGAAGGUUUGUCGUCUUUGUGAAGGUACCCGCCCCAGUGCUAGCUACGACACGACACAGCUGACUGUAGAACAUCCUCACCCUUCCUGCGCAGCCCUGGUCCUUAUUGGACGGAACCCACCCAAGUAUUGGUGCUGCUCUGUGGAUGUACUGUACUUCCCCCUGUCCUGGGGUGUGCUUCUCGGACCAUGGCUCCUCUAGCGCCCCCUCUUGGUGUGGGUGUGUUGAACCAGCCUGUUUAGCAGGUAUGAGGCUCUCUCUGGUCGCUGGGAUAACAGGCUUCACUCUGAAUAAAAUAAAAUCAUUCUUUUUUGUUUUUUAAAUAAUGAAUCCGUUGACUUUCCCUUGUUCUCUCGCUUUUGAGUUUCAUUUGGUUUGCAAAAAAAAUGUGCCAAAGCUGACUUAGUCCUCCUGAGUGGAGCAGUGAUUCUGGUACGACCCAUUAACAACAAAGAGCCCCAACCUGCA